Messenger RNA from Odontomachus brunneus, 377 nucleotides. RefSeq names its product nucleolar transcription factor 1-like. NCBI's taxonomy places the organism in Eukaryota, Metazoa, Arthropoda, Insecta, Hymenoptera, Formicidae. The annotation marks the transcript as partial. The record is from RefSeq and is a predicted model, not a curated record. The transcript is spliced from 4 exons.
CAGGAGUCACCAGCAAAUAGUUCAAGUUUGAAUUGCGAGUUACAAUGUUCUACACAGUAGAAUACUGUAGAUGUCAACCCGAGGAGAUGGUUUGGCUAUCAAACCCUUCACCAAUGUUCGAGGAAGACCAAAAUAUGACCAGAAUAUACAUGGAGUGGUUGAGAGAAAUUUUACAUGAUCAUGACGCAUAUGAUCCUGAAUCAUCCGACGGCGAUGAGAAUGAGAUAGAUGUACAGUCGACCAAUGAAAAUAUAGAAGCUAUCGACAUAUCCUCAUCUGAGGAGGAGGAGGAGGACGACAUUGAUAUCGCCGACUUCGAUGAGGAGGAGGAGGAUAAUAUAGAAAUAAUAGAUAUCGCCGAUAGCGAAGAGGAAGGC